GAGUGAUCAAGUCUUGUGUUUUGUGGAUGUUCUUUGCGAUUUGAAAGAACCUUUGGUUUUCAAAGUGAUUUUAGACGAUAAUAGACCUACGGAUUUGAACUCCCAAUGCGGUUGAGACAUCACAGCCAGAGUCAAGACCUACGUGUACAUAGGAAAAUUACUCUGGAUCAAGCAAGUGUCGUCGAGACGUAUAGGCCUAUAACUUUUUUUCAUAGUUUUCACCUUUAUAUCAAUUGCUGAAAGUUGGGGACUCUGAAUAACCUGAAACUCGAAGUUCCUCCUCGGAUGGUCGUGAACACUCAUCGAUCCCAGCAUCUCGGGUUCCACACACGAUGGGCCAUAUCAUGACACCGGUGGGUGAGCAGGCUACACCGAGCUACAUCUCACUCCUUAAACGGGCCUCAUUCAGAAGACAACCAGCCUACGUCAAGGUGGCUGCCAAGAUCGAGGAAGAGAUUCGAAUCCGUGAUCUUCAGGCGAAGUCUCUGCUGACCCGAGCAAACCAACUCAAGAACCAUUACUCAGAUGAGAUCCAUUACGUCACAAAGACUAUUGAAUGGAAGAUGGGAGGUUUGGGACUACCUUGGGUUGCAAGGGAUGAUGAUGUGUGGGACCAGACCGCCGUCUACUGCAAGGAGUUUAUCCACUCAAAGCUCAAGCGGUUGGGGUACAUGGGAGGCAGCAAUAAGAACGGGGUCCGAGGUUCGGUAGCUGCUCGUGGCCAACGAGUCUCGGCUGUAUGUCGGGAGCUCACCCUAGUCGGAUCCGAGCUCGAACGGAUGUACCCGACCCUCUAUAAGGAUAUCACCAAGCAGCUCAACGUCACCAUUUCUUCCGAGCAGAUCGUCGAACAGGUGCUUUUCGACGUCGGCGAUGCGGUGUUCAAGGCGGGGAUCACAUGGGCGAGGGUCGUCGCGUUUUUUGUCGUGUCGUCGUCGUUAUCAAUUGAAUGCAUGCAGCAAGGGAAUGGCAUCUUUGUACACAGUAUUACAGUGGCUCUAACGAGAUACGUUCAAACAAAACUAGUGAGGUGGAUAGCACAACGCGGCGGAUGGACGGAUCUACUGCGGACAUUCCGCCGGAAGAGAAACGAUUCGGGGUCUAUAUGGCUCUUGACGUUUGGGGGCGUCUUCUUCGGUUUGCUCAUCACUGCCUUGUUAUCGCACGCCCCGUGGAAGCCAGAAAAUUGAGGGUGGGGCAGGGCGGUGUUCCGUUUGUUUUCAAAUCGAGUUUGCAAAGACAAUAUUACAAAUAUUUACAAGUUAGGCUUGCAUUUGUGAAGAUUUCUUGUAACGACGUGGAUGGAUGGAGGGGGGGGGGGUCCUCCGAUUGCUGUACGAAUAAAACAAAUAAAUGAUUAAGGGGCAACCCCCCCCCCUCCGCCGGCAUCACUGCCCAUAUUUUGAUGCCACUGCCCAUCAUUGAUGUCACGUGUCGAAUUAGGAGACUAUAGUGGGAGCCGAGUUUGAAGGAAAGAUGCAAUGCUCAAUUCAAUAAAUUAUCAACUGAAACAAAACCCACUAUCAUCGUCGGGUAUCGCAACCACGCACUCCAGAGUCGAAUCGUCAUCAUCCAGUUGUUGUUUUUUUCUUGGCACAUUGUACUACGUCAACAAUAAACGGGGAAGACUCCGGUCACACUGAGAUAUGCCUCACAGAAGAUACAUGUGCCCGACAUAACAACACAAAAACGAAUCCUAAUUUUGAGCACCAUCACUUUGUCUUACAGUUUUAACAGUUCAAGCUUGAAGAUUAAACUAUUAUGAGGUAUGAAUUAAUGUUUUUACCCCCCCCCCGGAUCCUGAUCGUGAAAUUCAUGAGGAUUUUGUAAGAAUCAUCUAUUACGAAAUGAAAGACUUCGACAAUUCAGAGUCGGUUGGUUGAAAUUAAGUGACCUCGCUAGUUUCGUACUGAGCUAGAAUGUUCCUCAAAGAGUGGAGGUUGUUCAAACUUUGCCAGUAGGCGGUUCUGAUAUACAUAAAUGUUUGUACGGGCAUAUUAGUGGAGAGAAGUCGUCAGUAUGAAUUUAUAAAUUACAAUAACUCCAAACAGAAGGAGUACAUACGGCCUUCUCAAUCAUCAUGGCAUCAUCAACAUCAUUACCAUCACCAUCACUACCAUCAUCACCAUCAUCAUUAUCAUCAUCAUCAUUAUCAUCGUCAUUAUCAUCAUCAUUAAGUGCGUUGCAAUCUGAAUAUGAUUUGUAACGGAUGUACAUCUAUAAGUAUGACUUAUGAUGGUUAUAUCAUCGUAGUAAUUAAUAUGUCACCACCAUCACCACCAUCAUCACCAUCAUCAUCAUCAUCAUCAUCAUCAACAUCAUCAUUAUUUAACACGGUUAAAUCAGAAUAUGAUUUAUAAUGGGUACUGGUAAAGCAAUCACAAGCCAUGACAAAAAUAACAUUGAUGGGCCUAUUUUGAUCAUGUUGAUGGUUCUGAUAAAGUGUGUUCAUAAGAUGCAAGAAAAGGAUAUCUAUAUACCUAGGCUUGUAUACUUUUAGGUGACUUAAAAUAUUUUGCUAUUUUGUGUUCCAUAUCACAUUACGACCGUAAAUUUGUUAUUUUUUUAACCACAAAAAAGUGUAACCAAAAGACUGGAAUGAUUGGAAUUUCCUGUUUGAAAUUACUCGGAUUUUUUCUUUUACAAGAAAUUUAGUAAUUGGUAGCUCAUCGUCUAUAUCACCAUAAAGGACUUUUGUGCAAUAUUCCAGAUGACGAUAAUCCACAGACUUUAUGGUUCCAUCUAUAUCUUUUCAAAGGAUUUUUUUAACGCCAAGAUUAUCAAAAUAGUUAUAUGUAUUUUUUGUCUAUUUCAUCUUUUAAUAUUUUAUAUUUUCACUCAACUUUUUAUUGGGCGAUAUAUAAAGUUACAUUUAAGAAAAUCUGUGAAAACUAUAUAGUCGGCCUAUUUUGAAAUAUUGGUAGAUGCUCUAAAAUCUCCACUUUCAGAUGAUACAAAAAAAAUUGUUUGUUCAUGCUUGAGCGAACAUCGACCUUGAUAUAUAACUGGCUUGCGCCAAUAUGAAACGAAAGCAGACUUUACGACUAUCGACGCUAAAACGAUCUACUAUUCUACACUGUAUGCUAUACUUCGAAAUGUUAAUUCAGCAGAUUUUUCUAAACUUCUUUAUACGCAAUUGACGAAUUGCCGUGUAAGUUGUCCCCCCCCCCUUUAUUUCAUUUUAAAUUAUUUUCAUAAAGACAAUCAUUAUUAAGACGGUGUAUGAAAUGUAUGAAUGUUUCAAACUAUUGCCAUUAAUGUUAUAAAAUGCUUUAAAUAACAGUACAAAAUAAUGAACGGUAUAAAUAUGUUACACAGCAAUAAAAAGAAACGAAUGCUUAAUUGUGCCCAUGGUAA
Lytechinus pictus (painted urchin) is the source of this 3357-nucleotide messenger RNA. Its product is annotated as bcl-2-related ovarian killer protein-like. The transcript has 5 exons. The coding region runs from base 333 to 1190 and encodes 285 amino acids. Lineage: Eukaryota; Metazoa; Echinodermata; Echinoidea; Temnopleuroida; Toxopneustidae. Gene Ontology annotation, biological process: extrinsic apoptotic signaling pathway in absence of ligand; regulation of apoptotic process; intrinsic apoptotic signaling pathway in response to DNA damage. The record is from RefSeq and is a predicted model, not a curated record. Gene Ontology annotation, cellular component: mitochondrial outer membrane. Gene Ontology annotation, molecular function: protein heterodimerization activity; protein homodimerization activity.